AUGGUCGGUCAUCAGUGGCUCCCCUGGGCUAAUAACCGGACGCAAGGGGCGAUCUCCGUGACUUCAGCCAAGCAGGAACAGGAGAAGACAUCUUCAGGCUGCCUGCGUACCAGGAGAAAAGGGGCCUGUCACCGCCUCUAUCCAGUGGUCGCACUCUCAGCGCUCUGUUUGCUGCUGCUCGGGACCUGCGCCGCACUUUCUGCCCUGUAUACUAGUGCGUCAGACAGCAAGCCAGAGAGGAAAAGCCUCUUUGAUUACCAGAACAUGAGUGACAGCUACCUCACUCUUACUAAAGCAAAGAAUGACCUGAAAAAAGACAACGAAAUCUUGAAGGAGCACAGGGCCUGGCUGGAGGAAAAGACCAAACUCCUCAACAGGACGUCGGCUAAACUCAAGUCCAUGAAUCUCGCUUUGAGGUUGGAAAGAAGCGAGCUAAUGGAGCAAACUGGGAAUCUAACCUCCAUGAACAUACAGCUCAGGCAAGACCACGAACAACUGGUCCAGCGCACGUCUGAGCAGGAGGAAAAGGAGCUGACCAUGUCUCAAACUAUCAAAGCGCUGGUCAGCUCCAACACUCAGCUAGGGGAGGAGAAAGGGCGGCUGUCUGAGAUGAACAGCCUUCUGAGGGACGAGCUGUUUCAAGUCAGGGAAAAGAAUCAAGAACUUGUGGAAAUCAGCGACAAGUUUCAAGGAGAAAUUCAAAAUCUGAGCGAGAAGAUCGGAGCUUUUUCGAAGGACGACUGCGAGAGGCUUCGGGAGAAAGUAACACAGCUUCGAGAAGAAAACCAGAACCUGAGCACGAUGCUGAUAAGAGAGAGGCAGGAAGCAGCAGAGCAGGAGGGAAGCAGGGCGAAGGAGAUGGAGCAGAUGGUGGCGGACGUAGGUUCAGCGAACGAGGCCUACCACUCUUUAGACCUCUACUGCCCUGUGGUUAAUCAGACGACCAAAGAGCGGAUGUGCAAAAAAUGCCACGACAGCUGGAGGCUGUUUGAGACAAAGUGCUACUACUUCUCCUCUCGCAUGCUGAGCUGGAGCUCCAGCAGAGCCUGGUGCCGGACACAAGGGGGCCACCUGCUCAUCGUUAACAGUGAGCAAGAACAGAACUUCAUUUUUGAUACCAGCCAGGAACUGGAGCAGUCCAGCACCAGGCUGUGGAUCGGUAUGACUGAUGCAGAGGAGGAGGGUGACUGGCGCUGGGUGGAUGGCAGCAAAGUCACGUCAGAUGCACAGAUGUACUGGCUGAGCAGACCGGGAAUGGGGGCUGAGCCCGAUGACUGGAAGCUGGACGACCCUUUAGGAGAAGACUGUGGACACAUAGAUACCAGUGAAAAUGCACUGAAGUCCUGGAUGGAUGGCUCCUGUGAGAAACCUUACAGAUGGAUCUGCGAAAAGGACGUUUAGACUAACCACGGGCAUUUUUAUUUCUCAUUUCAUAUUGUAAAUUAAACAGUAACAAUUUGAAGUUGUCAUUGUCUACAUAUGCUGUAGGAAAUUAUAUGAAUUUAUCUAUGAUGCAUUCAUUUUUUACAUAUUUUUAACAGUGUGAGUGCACGUUUUCUUUCAAUUUGUCCUUUCUUACUUUUUUAAAGUACAAAUUUGUAAAGGUGUAUUAGACUUUUCUUUCUUCAAAUGAUAAUGCACAACAUAAAAUUUAAGCAGUCAUUUUGAAAUGUUGACUCUUAUAAAAAUAACAUGAAAUAAGGCAGAUGUGUGUUUGUU
Xiphias gladius (swordfish) is the source of this 1719-nucleotide messenger RNA. RefSeq names its product C-type lectin domain family 10 member A-like. The coding region runs from base 1 to 1401 and encodes 466 amino acids. Gene Ontology annotation, molecular function: carbohydrate binding. NCBI's taxonomy places the organism in Eukaryota, Metazoa, Chordata, Actinopteri, Istiophoriformes, Xiphiidae. The transcript has 6 exons. Gene Ontology annotation, cellular component: external side of plasma membrane. The record is from RefSeq and is a predicted model, not a curated record. Gene Ontology annotation, biological process: immune response; biological process involved in interspecies interaction between organisms.